Anthostomella pinea is the source of this 1689-nucleotide messenger RNA. NCBI's taxonomy places the organism in Eukaryota, Fungi, Ascomycota, Sordariomycetes, Xylariales, Xylariaceae. The record is from the annotation of a GenBank genome assembly.
AUGAGCGCAAGGGCACAGCAGCUCCAGCAACUGCAUACUGUCAGCAAUCACCACAUCCAGCAAUGGAUUGAGUCGGUCACGGACGUCGCCCUUCCCAGCAGCGACCUUCUCAACGACGACGUUAUCGACGACGACACGCUGUACGACGACCCUCUAUACGACGAUCCUGUCUUCUUUCCAAGCAACGAGCCGCCUGCCAAGCGCCCGCGUCGCGACAGGUCCGACAACGAUACCUUCACCCACCCGUUCAAUGCGAUCCUGCCCAGCACACCUCCCAUCACGACCAUGUCCGACUCAAGCCGGAAGAGGGGCGCGAGCGAGAUGGAUGAGGUUCCGGAUUCAACCACCCCAAAAUCCAACAGACCUCUGGCAACGGUGUCGAUGCGACCAGUGGCCCCCAAGAAACGCACCCGCUCGGCCAGUCCCACAAAGCCAAAGUGUAGAGGGAACCUCGAGAUGUUUGAGAAGCCGGUAUACGUCAAGGAACUCGAGAGCAACUUCAAAUUGCUGCCCCAAGACGUCAAGAGCUUGUACUCGGGCCUCCAAAAGGUUCGUCACAAGGAGGAUGUCAUUCCGCACGAGGUGCGCGAUCAGGUCAUGGCCCUGGUAGGAGAGGAUGAAGCGCGCCCCUACUACUUCCGCAACCGCCCAACACCCGGGGCACAGGCUCUGCACGAUGCGUUGUGUGACAUUAAGCUGGAAGCCAAGGCGGCAGCAGAGGACGAAUACCACGAGACCGGCUGGAACCAUUCUGUACACACGCCAGUCCUGCGGACAGUCUUCAAGUCAACAAAGCAGAGCCAUCUCGAUCCGCAGCAGGAGGAACAACCACCAGAAGCAACGGUAACGCCAACGCCAGCGCCGCCAGAUGUUGCAAGUUCUCGUUUCGUGAGCGCCAUGUCAGCCACCAUCUGGAGCGAAUACAUGCCGACCAAAUCCUCGAAACUCCCGUCGCUGUUUGCGCUCCAGGCACAGGCACAGACACAGGCACAGGCACAGUCCCCGUUACAGCUUGCGGCUAUGGGUAUUCUUCCAAGCUCCGGCUCUCCUUCCCUCGGUUACUCUGCGUACAAGGGCGCCAGUACCGAUGGAGGCACCACUCAAGAGAACGACACCGCCGGGCCCGGUCGUAGCGACGGUAAGAAGGUCGACUACGUACUUGUCCUGGACGCUGGUCAAGGUUCCCCCCUCCAGAAGGUCAUGUCUUUCUUCCUCUUCAACGAGGGCAUCGAGCGAGACAACCUACCACACGUCAACCAGACGCUGUACCGGCCCUUGCAGUGGAGUCCCAUCGCAUGCUCCAUCGAGACAAAAGUUGAGUUCCAAGCGAAGGACCCAAUGUUGCAACUCGGUACCUGGGCAGCCGCUGGGCACAAGCGGCUCCGAUCUCUGCGCCACCAUCUGUUUGGAAAGGUCCCGUCCGUGUUCAAUGCCGAGCGACAAUCGGAACGCUUCCCCUCCUCGCUGCUGAUCGAGGUUGUGAACCAUGACUGGCGAUUGUAUUUCGCCUGCGACUCGGGAGCGUCGAUCGACUUGUACGGCCCUCUUGGCAUUGGCUCAACUAGGUAUCUGACCGAGGCGUACGUACUGGUCGCUGCCCUCGAGGCUAUCCAGCGGUGGAUCGAGACGACUUUUCAUGAGGGCAUGGAAGCUUGGCUCAUGUGCAAGGAUUUGGUUGACAAGACAUAA